This is a messenger RNA of Arachis ipaensis, 1804 nucleotides long. RefSeq lists its product as uncharacterized. Gene Ontology annotation, biological process: response to stress. Gene Ontology annotation, cellular component: autophagosome; phagophore. The record is from RefSeq and is a predicted model, not a curated record. Lineage: Eukaryota; Viridiplantae; Streptophyta; Magnoliopsida; Fabales; Fabaceae.
AAAGAGUGAAUGAAAACAAAAGAACAGUACAAAAAGGAUCAGUGAUUGCAGGUCAAAAAAUAAUGGCAUGAGGGUUCAAUUGAAUUGAAUUGAGGGUCCCACACAAACACUCACAUAAGGGUUCUCACUUUCUUUGUUCUCUUGUGUUGUGCUGACCUCACUCUCUCUUCUUCUCUUCCUCUUAAAUUCUCUUCUCCGCUUUCUGUCUUGGAACUCGAACAAUCAAUUGGGGCAUGGGAAUGGGACUCUGAGAAGUGGGAUUGAGUUUGGCAUUAUUAGAUAAUCAAGUAGAAACAUAGUUACAUACUGUGAUGGCUAUGGAUGUAAAAGGCAUAGCAUGGGUUGGAAACGUGUACCAAAAGUUUGAGAAUAUGUGCCUCGACAUGGAAGAGAUGAUGCUUCAGGAUACUUUUAAAUACAUGGAGGAUCAGAUGCAGACUGUUGGGGAAAAUGUUAAGAAAAUUUAUGCUGGUGUCAUGAAAGAUUUACUUCCUCUGUCUUUGUGCGAUUUGGAUGAAAAGGCUGUGUCUGAAUUGCCGAUAGAUCAUUAUACUGAUGACAGUUCCUUGGAGAUGACAUCUCAAGGUUCCGAGAAAAUAACCGUAAAGGCAGAUGCCAAGGAGACAGCAGAGGAUUCAAGGAUCAAUUUUGAUGUUGAUAUUGCUGCAAUACGUGAUGAAUCUUGUGAUGCCAAUGCUUUGUUUGAGGCGGAUGCUGGUGAUUUUGUUCAAGUUGGUCAUUCAUAUAUAAAAUCAAACCUUGGUGGUGAUGAAAAUCAACAAAGUAAGAUGCCUUCGUCCAAUGCAACCAGUGAAAUCACUUCCUUAGCAUCAGAUAGAGGCAGAUGCAGCACAUCUCAAGCAUGUGAGCUCUCAAAUGAAAAACAAAAUCAUGAAGUUAAUUUUUCAAAUCCGGCUUCUUCUGAAGUAAAAAGUCCUGCUUGUGAUGCACUAUGUUGCGAUGAAAUUGAAAGUUCAAGUACUGAACAGAUCUACAAUGCUCCGGCAUCAGUUAAGCCAGCUGAAAAGAAAGAGAUGAACAUGGGUUGUUCUUCCUCCAGUGUCCUAUUCGGAGACGCAGAUGGGUUCUCUAUGAUCAGAGCAAUAGAGUCAGAUGAGUAUUCAAAUGACACUGUUGUUGUAUCUCAUCCAGAAAUUCCAGAAGCAUGGAGUUCAGAUGCAAUGAUGAUUAAUACCGUGCAACAAGAUGAUGAGCAGAAUCUUGAUGAAACUUGUAUUAUGGUGACCAGAGAUGAACUUCGAUUAGCUCCCAAGACUGGUGGUAAUCUAGAGACUAAUAAGAAAAAGAGGCAGCAACCCUUCUCGUUAUCCAAGAAGUCUGCAAGGAAGCAAGAGUAUAAGGAGCUUAUGAUAUGGCAUGGAAACAAUGAUGAAGAGGAGGAUGUUGUGAAGAAUUCAUGUCCAAGCUCAGUUAAGGAUCACAAAAAUUCACAGCUUCCUGAUAUCUCUGAACCUGAAUGGGAGCUUCUCUGAAUAUACCACAUUUUUAAUCCCUAUAUAUAUAUAUACAUUGUUGAGUAUGCAGUAUUGCAGCGAAGAUUCAAUUUUCUUACAAUAAGAAUUUAUGUUACUAGACCUUUUCCUAGUUCCUAGCAGCAACACUUUUAUUCUUUCUUUUUUCCCCGUUCUUUAUUAAUUACGCCAUUCAAAUGAGAACAUCUAAAUAGGGUAGUUUAAGUUAUAUAUAGAAUGUGAAUGUCCUCUUUUUUUCUGAUUGACUUCUUAUGUUUAUAUUGAGUAUUCAUAUUAUAUACUUUUGGAGGAUUUGAAAUGUUUAGCAUAAA